Molecule: messenger RNA, 287 nt
Organism: Staurois parvus
Lineage: Eukaryota; Metazoa; Chordata; Amphibia; Anura; Ranidae
Source: the annotation of a GenBank genome assembly
GCACUGAUAGGUGGCACUGACUGGCACUGAUAGGUGGCAUUGAUUGGCAGCACUGAUAGGUGGCACUGAAAUGCAGCUCAGAUGGGCACUGAUAUGUGGCAUUGAUGUGCACUGGUAGGCACUGAUGUGUGGCAUUGAUGUGGCACUGACAGGAGGCAUUGAUGGACACUGACAGGUGGCACUGCUGGGGCUACACUGAUCAUCAGGGCACACUGAUUAUCAGUGCCCUGCGGCUCUCCUCUGUCAGUGUGACAGCUUGUGAGGAGAGAAAUGCUGAUAACCGGCAU